CAAUUUAUAACUUGUGUCCUUAAUGUUCAAAUAAUUGUAUCAUGUAUAUUUAUUUUCCAACAAUCUUUUUCUUAUUUUUGCAUCCAGUGGCAGCAGUUAAUCCUCAAGGAUUCACAAUUAAAGAACCAAAAUGCUGGUAUGUGGCAAACCCUGGACCCUGUGAUGACUUUGUAAAAGUCUGGGGCUACGAUUAUUUGACUAAUCGUUGCAUUUUCUUCUACUAUGGAGGCUGUGGUGGAAAUCCAAAUCGAUUUUAUACGAAAGAGGAAUGCUUGAAAACAUGCCGGGUGUACAGACCUCCAAAUCGAAAGAAAAGGGAAGAAAAUUUGGACGAAGAAGAGGAAGAAGAGUUUGAGGAAGAUAUUGACAACUGGGACAAAUGGGACAGUGAAUGGGACAGGAUGGAGCUAUGACCAUAUCAAUAGUAAGGGUAUUCAAGACCCGCCAUGCUGGAAUAGACAUUGGCUUCAAGUUAACUUUUGAUUCGUUGUGCAAACGCAUAAUUUCAGUUUGAAAGAAAGAACUUCC
Molecule: messenger RNA, 528 nt
Organism: Drosophila mauritiana
Lineage: Eukaryota; Metazoa; Arthropoda; Insecta; Diptera; Drosophilidae
Product: kunitz-type serine protease inhibitor PILP-2
Exons: 2
Coding region: 42-413 (123 amino acids)
Molecular function (GO): serine-type endopeptidase inhibitor activity
Source: RefSeq, a predicted model, not a curated record